AUGGUGAAGUGUGCUGCAAGGAGUAAGAGUGUGAUGAAGAAGUGUGCUGCAAGGGGGAAGAGAGUGAUGAAGAAGUGUGCUGCAGAGGGAAGUGUGAUGAAGAAGUGUGGUGCAAGGGGGAAGAGUGUGGUGAAGAAGGGUGCUGCAAGGGGGGAAGAGUGUGAUGAAGAAGUGUGCUGCAAGGGGGAAGAGUGUGAUGAAGAAGUGUGCUGCAAGGGGGAAGAGUGUGAUGAAGAAGUGUGCUGCAAGGGGGAAGAGUGUGAUGAAGAAGUGUGCUGCAAGGGGGAAGAGUGUGAUGAAGAAGUGUGCUGCAAGGGGGAAGAAAGUGAUGAAGAAGUGUGCUGCAAGGGGGAAGAGUGUGAUGAAGAAGUGUGCUGCAAGGGGAAGAAAGUGAUGAAGAAGUGUGCUGCAGGGGGGAAGACAGUGAUGAAGAAGUGUGCUGCAAGGGGGAAGAGUGUGAUGAAGAAGUGUGCUGCAAGGGGGAAGAGUGUGAUGAAGAAGUGUGCUGCAAGGGGGAAGAGUGUGAUGAAGAAGUGUGCUGCAAGGGGGAAGAGUGUGAUGAAGAAGUGUGCUGCAAGUGGGAAGAGUGUGAAUAAGAAGUGUGCUGCAAGGGGGAAGAGUGUGAUGAAGAAGUGUGCUGCAAGGGGGAAGAGUGUGAUGAAGAAGUGUGCUGCAAGGGGGAAGAGUGUGAUGAAGAAGUGUGCUGCAAGGGGGAAGAGUGUGAUGAAGAAGUGUGCUGCAGGGGGAAAGAGUGUGGUGAAGACAUGUGCUGCAGGGGGAAAGCACAGAUAG
Molecule: messenger RNA, 792 nt
Organism: Eriocheir sinensis (Chinese mitten crab)
Lineage: Eukaryota; Metazoa; Arthropoda; Malacostraca; Decapoda; Varunidae
Product: keratin-associated protein 10-4-like
Exons: 1
Coding region: 1-792 (263 amino acids)
Source: RefSeq, a predicted model, not a curated record